This is a messenger RNA of Caenorhabditis briggsae, 441 nucleotides long. Gene Ontology annotation, biological process: IRE1-mediated unfolded protein response; response to heat; protein refolding. The record is from RefSeq and is a predicted model, not a curated record. The coding region runs from base 1 to 441 and encodes 146 amino acids. Gene Ontology annotation, molecular function: protein folding chaperone. The transcript has 2 exons. Lineage: Eukaryota; Metazoa; Nematoda; Chromadorea; Rhabditida; Rhabditidae.
AUGUCACUCUACCCAUUUUUCCGUCCAAGACCAUUCUCUGUAAUUGGAGAAAUGAUGAGAGAUAUUGCUCGAAUGGAAAGACAAUUCAUCCCAAUUUCUGCAUUUGAAGCUCCAGCGGCUGCUUCAGAGAUUGUUAACAAUGAUCAAAAGUUUGCCAUCAACCUCAACGUCUCCCAGUUCAAACCAGAAGAUUUGAAAAUCAACUUGGAUGGAAGAACGCUUUCAAUUCAAGGAGAACAGGAAGUGAAGGAUGAGCAUGGCCACUCGAAAAAGUCCUUCUCCAGAAUCAUUCUUCUCCCAGAAGACGUCGACAUUGGAGCCGUCGCUUCGAAUCUUUCAGAAGAUGGAAAACUUUCAAUUGAAGCUCCGAAGAAAAUCGCAGUCCAAGGAAGAUCAAUUCCAAUCACUCAAUCAAGCAUUGAACAGAAACCAACUGAAUAA